This is a messenger RNA of Pipistrellus kuhlii (Kuhl's pipistrelle), 2358 nucleotides long. RefSeq names its product thiosulfate sulfurtransferase like domain containing 2 (gene TSTD2). NCBI's taxonomy places the organism in Eukaryota, Metazoa, Chordata, Mammalia, Chiroptera, Vespertilionidae. The transcript has 10 exons. The record is from RefSeq and is a predicted model, not a curated record. Bases 194 to 1708 code for a protein of 504 amino acids.
CAGAGACUUCCGGUGCGGCGGACGUCUCCAGCGCUCCUUCCUACGUCAACUCCAGGCGGGGCCUGCGGGACCCGGGGUGGUGAGCGGCGUUAAUUUUUAGGCGGAGACUGUUCAGUGAAGAAAGAUCUAAGAAAGGAUCUGGACAGGCAGGAAAUAGUUAACUGAAAGGAAUCUGCUGCUACAACCAAACCAGAUGCCUUCUUCAACUUCACCAGACGAAGGAAAUGACCUGGAGGCCUGUCUUUUAAGAUUUUCAGACUUGGAUUUGAAAGACACAAGUAUUAUCAAUCCCAGUAGCAGUCUUAAAGCAGAGCUAGAUGUCAAUACAAAGAAGAAAUAUUCAUUUGCGAAGAAAAAGGCAUUUGCCCUUUUUGUCAAAACCAAAGAAGUUCCAGCACCGUCUUAUAAAUGCAAAGAAAAAUGGUGGAAAUGCUGUCAGCAACUCUUCACGGGCCCCACUAGCAUCCAUAGACACGUGGCAACACAGCACCCUAAUGAGAUUUGGCACCAGACUGCUUCUGUUCUAAAGCAGCUCGCUGUGGCAUCGAGCACCUCAGAGAGCCUUAAGUCUGCCGACAAAGGGGACCCCCCGAAAGAGUGCCUUACUCGAAACCGUGAAGUGUCUGCUUGGCUCCCUGACAUUAGUUGCUUUAGCCCUGAUGAGCUGAUAAGUGGUGAGGGCAGUGAUGAAGGAGAGGUGCUACUUUAUUACUGCUAUCGUGACCUGGAGGAUCCCCACUGGAUCUGUGCCUGGCAGACAGCUCUGUGUCAGCACCUGCACCUCACAGGCAAGGUGCGAAUUGCUACAGAAGGAAUCAACGGGACAGUUGGUGGAAGCAAAUUGGCCACCAGACUCUAUGUGGAAGUCAUGCUUUCCUGUCCAUUGUUUAAGGAUUAUCUGUGUGAGGAGGAUUUUAAGACCAGCAAAGGAGGAGCUUGCUGUUUUCCAGAGUUGCGUGUUGGUGUAUUUGAAGAAAUUGUGCCUAUGGGGAUCAGUCCCAAUAAGAUCUCCUAUAAGAAGCCCGGAAUCCAUUUAUCCCCAGGUGAAUUUCACAAAGAAGUAGAAAAGUUUUUGUCUCAGGCAAAUCAAGAACAAAGUGAUACUAUCCUCCUGGACUGCAGAAACUUCUAUGAAAGCAAAAUAGGACGCUUCCAGGGCUGCUUAGCUCCAGACAUCAGGAAAUUCAGUUACUUCCCUAGCUACGUUGACAAAAACCUAGAACUUUUCAGAGAGAAGAGGGUACUGAUGUAUUGCACUGGGGGCAUCCGUUGUGAGCGGGGUUCUGCUUACCUUAAAGCCAAGGGCGUGUGCAAGGAAGUGUUCCAGCUCAAGGGUGGCAUCCACAAGUACCUGGAAGAGUUCCCUGACGGUUUUUACAAAGGGAAAUUGUUUGUUUUCGAUGACCGUUAUGCCUUGUCCUACAACAGUGACAUAGUGUCAGAAUGUGCAUACUGUGGAGCCCCAUGGGACCAGUAUAAACUCUGCUCCACUUCCCAGUGCCGCCAGCUCGUCUUGACCUGCCCCGCCUGUCAAGGACAAGGACUCACAGCCUGUUGUGUCACAUGUCAGGACAAAGGGAGCAGGCCAGCUCCAAGCCCUACCCAGAACAGCUUUAAAGAGGAGUGUGACUGUACAGCCCGACGGCCACGCAUACCCAGUGAACUUCCACAGCAGGCGCUCCCCCCCGAGCCCAGAGCCGAGACCUGAUGCUGCUGAGGACGCACCCUGCUUGUGUGAGCGGCACCAGCAGCAUUUCCCCGAGGCUUCACAAAGCUAGGUUCGAGGCAGCCAUGUAUUUGGGAAUAUCCAGGCCGCUGCAACAGAGAAAUGGGGAACUUGGGUGCUGGCCAAUGACCCUGUGGCAAACUGGUCACCUAUUGGCCACUUAUACUUCCUGAGAGGAGAGAAGAGGGAGUUGGUGCUGACCACUUACCUGAGACAUUCUGACUCAGAAGGUGCUAGAGCACAGGAAAAGGUGAGCUGUGUGGAGCCUGGCAACCAGGUCAUGCCUUUUCUGUGCAAGGUGUCAGGGCUGGUAGCAGUCAUUUUUCUUGUCAUCAUACCUGUCUGUCCUGAUGGCAAAAGUGUGAAAGCUGUGUCCCUGGAAGUAGACUCCUUGGAACAAGUCCCAUUGGUCCCUUACCACUCACCCAACCCUCACCUCAGCUCUGUUAGCCUGUGUGCACAGACCGGGAUCUGUAAACUACGGCAUUUGGCCCAUCUGCUUUUGUAAACAAAGCUUCAUUGGAGGAGCCAAACCCAUUUUUUAUUAUAACAUGUGAUUUAAGACAGACUUAAGUAUUUACAACAGAAAAGUUAUGGCCUGAAAAACCUGUAUUUAUUAUCUGGUUCUUUAC